Messenger RNA from Candida tropicalis MYA-3404, 534 nucleotides. RefSeq lists its product as uncharacterized. The transcript has a single exon. Gene Ontology annotation, cellular component: fungal-type vacuole membrane; Vps55/Vps68 complex. Lineage: Eukaryota; Fungi; Ascomycota; Pichiomycetes; Serinales; Debaryomycetaceae. Bases 1 to 534 code for a protein of 177 amino acids. The record is from RefSeq and is a predicted model, not a curated record. Gene Ontology annotation, biological process: protein targeting to vacuole; late endosome to vacuole transport via multivesicular body sorting pathway.
AUGGAUCAUAAUCAUUCAAGUAAUUUAUUUAGAUUUUCUUCAAUUAGAUUACCUAAAUCUGCCAAAUUAAGAAGUUUUGGUAUUUAUUUACUGGGAGCUUUAUUUUCAAUUGGAUUUUGGACAUUAAUCGAUUCAUCAAUUUAUUCUAAAACUAUCAAUGCAAGUGAUGUGCACAUUACUAUUGUUGAUUGGAUUCCAUUUAUUUGUUCUAGUUUUGGGAUGUUGAUUGUUAAUUCUAUUGAAAAAUCAAAUUUAUUGAUGAAUCCUGAUCAACAAGGCUUUGGUAUGAAUGGAAAUGGUAAUGCUUGGGCUGCUAGAGUUAUCUUAUUUUUAGGAUUUAGUUUGUUAGCUGGUGGAUUAGCUGGUAGUUUUAUGGUUUUCAUAUUGAAAUAUUUGAUGAAACAUUACACUUUCCCAACAUUGGGUAUGGGAGUUAGCAAUAUAAUCUGUAAUGGAUGUAUCAUGUUCAGUUGUAUUGUUUUAUGGUUGAGUCAAAACAUAGAAGAUGAAUACAGUUAUAGCUUAGCUUUGUAG